ACGACCGAAAACUCUCUCAUCCUCUCCGUUGGUCUUGCCGCAGCCACCGGAGCAGCGACGUCGACCGGAUCGACCCCGACGAGCGGCGGCGGAGAUGGCGCGGUUCGACCCGUGGCCGGUGUUCUUCCGGCGGGAGUGGGCCCGCACCUGGCCCUUCCUGGCGGGCUUCGCCGUCACCGGCGCCCUCGUCACAAAGCUCACCGCCGGGUUCACCGAGGAGGACCUCAGGGCCUCCAAGUUCGUCCAGGCGCACAGGCGCUGAGCCCCUCAGGAUGGGACGGCUCCUGUAAUUCUCACUGAAUUAAUCCCAUCAACGUGGUUGGCAGAUUUUUUUUUAAUACGUUAUUAGUCGAAUGAACUCGCUGAGUGCAAGCCAAUAGUAUACCCCAACUUUCUAUUGUAACUUUUGUAAUAAGAGGUUUCCUAAAGGCCUAAACAAAGAAAUUAAAUUCCAGCUUCUCAAGAUGCAUGAGGUAUCUUGGUUCUUAUAUGGUUAUAUUGGCGGCGGGGAUAACAUUCAUAUGUUUUGUUUUGCUGA
Triticum aestivum (bread wheat) is the source of this 538-nucleotide messenger RNA. RefSeq lists its product as uncharacterized. NCBI's taxonomy places the organism in Eukaryota, Viridiplantae, Streptophyta, Magnoliopsida, Poales, Poaceae. The record is from RefSeq and is a predicted model, not a curated record. The transcript is spliced from 2 exons. The coding region runs from base 95 to 262 and encodes 55 amino acids.